Messenger RNA from Trichophyton verrucosum HKI 0517, 906 nucleotides. RefSeq lists its product as uncharacterized. Gene Ontology annotation, cellular component: cytosol. NCBI's taxonomy places the organism in Eukaryota, Fungi, Ascomycota, Eurotiomycetes, Onygenales, Arthrodermataceae. The transcript has a single exon. The record is from RefSeq and is a predicted model, not a curated record. The coding region runs from base 1 to 906 and encodes 301 amino acids. Gene Ontology annotation, biological process: heme biosynthetic process. Gene Ontology annotation, molecular function: porphobilinogen synthase activity; zinc ion binding.
AUGCUCAUGUACCCCCUCUUCAUCACGGACAGACCCGACGAGCAAAUUCCUGUGCCUUCGCUACCAAACCAGUACCAGAUUGGCCUGAACAAGCUGAUCCCAUUCCUUAAACCAUUGAUUAAAAAGGGCCUAAGGUCCGUCAUCCUCUUCGGCGUACCAUUGGCCCCAGGAGCCAAAGAUGCACUGGGGACCAUGGCAGAUGACCCUUCCGGGCCCGUGAUACAAGCCAUUCGCCUGCUACGCAGCACUUUCCCAUCGUUGUAUAUUACUGCAGACGUGUGUAUGUGCGAGUACACCUCCCACGGCCACUGUGGCAUCCUGCGCGAAGACGGAUCAUUAAACAACACACUCUCCGUUGAGAGGCUGUCUGAUAUCGCUGUGGCGUAUGCACAAGCUGGAGCACACUGCGUUGCUCCCUCUGACAUGAAUGAUGGACGGGUCAGGGCGAUUAAGCUCAAGCUCAUUGAAGCAGGUAUUUCGCAUCAAGUAGUUCUCAUGUCCUAUGCGGCGAAAUUUAGCGGGUGUCUCUACGGGCCCUUCAGGGAUGCUGCAGGAUCAUCGCCUUCGUUCGGUGAUAGAAAGUGCUAUCAGCUCCCGCCCAGUGGGCGGGGGCUGGCGAGGAGAGCUAUUCAGAGAGAUAUUAACGAAGGGGCUGAUAUUAUCAUGGUAAAGCCUGCAGGAGCCUAUUUGGAUAUCAUUAGUGACGCGAAGGAGCUGGGGAGGGAUCUUCCUGUUGCCGCGUACCAAGUUAGCGGGGAAUAUGCAAUGAUUCAUGCUGGUGCGAAGGCCGGUGUAUUUGAGCUUAAGGCGAUGGUAAUGGAGAGUAUGCAAGGAAUACUCAGGGCUGGUGGGAGUAUUGUGACGACGUACUUUGUUCCAGAGCUGCUGGACUGGUUAGAGUCUUAA